AUGUUUUUUCAAAAUUCUGAUUAUUCCGGAAUAUGUUUUAUUAAAAUUCUGAUUUUAAUUAUACUAGUUUCCGGUGGCUAUGAUUGUUCAAUUCGUUUCUAUAUUUUUGAUGGAGAUGAAUGGGUUACUGCACAAGCAAUACCUGAUGCACAUUCCGAAACUGUUUGGUCCGCCGCAUUUGUUAAUUUAACCGGUCAACACUUAGCAACCGUUGGUGGCGAUAAAACAAUAAAAAUUUGGAGUAAAGAGAAGAGACCGGAAGAAGGACAAAGUUGGUGCUCUUGGAAAAUAACAGUGAAUCUGCCUAUUUUGGAGACUAGAUGGCCUCUUUACGCGGUUGUUUGGAAUUGUGAUGGUAUAAUUGCUGUUGGAGGCGGUGACUGUCUUGUAAGGUUAUUUAUUUUUGAUGUGGAAAAUUCAGCACUCUCACUUCUCUCUUCAAUACGACUACCAAGCGAAAUAAACUGCCUAGCUUGGAGGCCAAAACAACAAUCAGAACAAACAACAAAUUAUUUGGCUGUAGCUUCGGAUGAUGGCCAUUUGCACUUUCUACAAAUUGAUAGCCAAUAUAUUAAUAAUUUUGGUGCUAUAAAUGGACAAAUUGGUGAUUAA
This is a messenger RNA of Meloidogyne enterolobii, 612 nucleotides long. NCBI's taxonomy places the organism in Eukaryota, Metazoa, Nematoda, Chromadorea, Rhabditida, Meloidogynidae. The record is from the annotation of a GenBank genome assembly.